CGGCAGAUUUAUGAGUUUGGCACCGCAUUUGCUUUGUUUUCCCUUGAAAAGUCUUCAUUACAAAGUUAAAACCACCGGGUGUUAUAGUUGUUAUUGCCACUAUUCGGGGGAAAAAAAUGUUAUGCAUAUAGGGACAGGUAAAGUGUGGACUUUUUAAUAGUAUCGAAGGUCUAAGCGCAAAAGCUCCGUCGCUUUAAAUGUGACUGGGUGUUAUGGAGAUGGGGAGGGCUGGGUGUUAUGGAGAUGGGGAGGGCCGGCUUUAGUUUAGGGCUGGCCGAGGAGAGUCCGAAGUCCAUAGUGCAGAAACCUCCAGCUGCUGGGCAGCGCGUAAGUGCCGCGAUCGCAGGCUACAAGGGGGGGGUUGACGAAGGGAUUUACAGGGCAUUGGAGGCGGAGAAGACGGGACGAUCCCGGGGUGAAGCGGAGACUUACAGCGCGUUUCGCCCAGCGGACGGCCGCGGAGAACACGGUGGUGCCGCACGUGUGCGUGACCAAAGACGGCUGCUGUUUUCUGCAGAGGCCUGCAAUGGCUUUGAUGUCAGGCCACCUGGAUUCGUGUGCCCUUUGACCUGAACUCAACUCCUCUCACUCUGAAGCUUUGGCUGUUACUCAUCUGCCACUUGCUCUCCGGUCCGACCCCUAUUGUUAGUUCUUUGGGGUUUUCUCCAAAGCCGCCAAAAUGCCCAUCUUGAAGCAGUUGGUUUCUGGCUCAUCCCAGUCCAAGCGCCGCUCAAGGGCGGACCUAACAGCGGAGAUGAUCAGCGCCCCUCUCGGUGACUUCCGGCACACCAUGCACGUGGGUCGGGGUGGCGAUGCCUUUGGGGACACCUCCUUUCUCAGCACACGAACUGGGGAGCCCCCUCAGAACGGCCGGGCCCAGCCCAGCUCCCCCGGGUCUAAGCCAGGCCUGUUGUCUCGCACCUUCCGCAGCAGCAAGCGCUCGCAGUCCGUCAACCGGGCCGACAAGCAGGAGCAAGCGCCGGCAUCCCCGGAAGAUUGUUUGGUGAAAAAUGCUGUAUCUUUGCCCUAUCUUGCCGAUGAGGGUGGGGACAGCAGAAUCCAGGUGCCUAAGAGCCUCUCCUCCACCCCAUUGAAGAAUCUACCGGAAGUCGACAACAGGCCCCUGAAUGGGGCGGUAGCCUCCAAGGUACCCGAUUUGGAGCUGGAUGAGCGGCGCUUCGGUGAGCUGACAGAACUGCCCCCGUCCACUGGCUUCGGUCGUGGGGGCAUGAAGCACGCAGAGUCCAUCAUGUCCUUCCACGUUGACCUGGGCCCUUCGAUGCUCGGGGACAUUCUCAGUGUGAUGGACAAGAAAGGCUGGGAUGAUGACGACCUUGGCUAUGAGGAAGGGAAGAGCAGUGAGGGGCAUGCAUCACCAUCCCCGCUCGGCCUUCGGGCAGAUGCUGAAGAUGGUGAGGUGGAGGAGCUUCCCGAGCCUCCACUCCGCCCACCACGUGCCCAGGAUGUGGAGAACCAUGACCCGGGUCCCUACACGCCCGAGCCACGGCCCAAGUACCACCGGCACCUCGACAGCUGCUCCAUCUCCAGCUCGGGCUCGGCUGCCCUGGAGGAGAAACCACUGGGCCUCUCGCAAGGGGGUGACACAGAUAGUGCCAAGUUUAGCUCACCACGGGGGGAGGAUGAGAAGGACUUUUCUUUCAUGGAUGAGGACGACGAUGAAAUUCGUGUUUAAAGGGGGAAGACUAAAGUGCCAUUGGAUUUUUUUUCUUAAAAUGACAGAACUUAGCAGCGUUUAAGGCAUGCUGGUAUAGUAUGAAGCUUAGAGUUCCCAAAGCAGACCAUUCCAAACUCCAGCCCCAGUCCCCCUUCAUCUGGAGAAUUCUCCUGCUCUAUAAAAACAAACCCUUAUCACACCAUCUGCCUUGUUUUUCCCCCUGACAGCUGCAGCUGCUAGUCAUUCAACUGUAUGGUGGGGAUCAUUGUCUGACUUAAAUAGGACCAGUCCUGCAAGCCUCUUAUUGACUAUAACAAGCAUUUGAAUUUUCCUUGUUUUAGACAGUGAAUGUUCGACUUUGAGUUUGUACAUUUUUCAUAUUUUUCCAUCGAGGAUGUUGAUAACAUUGCGUCCCUGGUUUCAUGAACACUUGCGUGACGGUGAUGCUCUAAGGACCGACCCUCUACAACUGGAUGUUUCAACGGCGUCAACCUGAUGACGGACCACGUCAUUUGGCCUGUCCCAGAGCCAUCAUGUCCGAGGCAGAUGUCAGUCACAGGGUGACCGGCAGUUUCCCACAAUCCCAGGGAAAGGAUUGUGCGUUUUUCCUCCAAAAUGGAUGCUACUUUAAAAAAAAACUGUGGGAUACUUUUGGGUUUGUGCGAGCAUUCAUCUGAAGAAUAUACAUUUAUUACCAUUUUAUGCAGUUAUUCAGCUUGACUAUCCAGUGGGAUGAGCUGUGUGGAUGUGUUGCAUUAUGGGAAUUUGAGUCUUUGGUCAGGUGUAGCUGGGGUGUCAUUCAGCAACUAGCUACUACUUCUAAUGGAAGACGAGACAGUGUCAGUGUAAUUUUUGAUUUUACUUUUUUGUCAGCUGUGGUACUUGAGUGGUGUCUUCAGCUCCAUCCUUUUAUGGUUUUGGUGCUGUAAGCUGGAUCUGAGGUUAAUUUCUGUACCUGUGGCUGUUUUGGGUCUGUCCACUGGACCACCUGGUCUUGGGUCAGACCCUGGCAGCUGCUGUCGACGUAAUACUGACCUGUAGCUGAAAAGACUCUAAGACACUAAUUCGAUUUUCUACAAGUUCUACGUGUAGUUGAAUGUAUCGUUUCACGUUUCUCGGUUUUAUUUUCCCCAUAUAAAUAGACAUUAACGCUCCCUCUGUUAAAUGUGUGUGUUUUUUUAGCGACAUAUAUUUAGAACCUAUGUAUCACUGACUGACUGUAAUGGGAACGUCUGGAAUGUCGUAUUGGCAUCUCUGCGUUGGGCUUGUGUUGGUGCAUUGACCUGCCAGUUGAGGACCCAACCUUGUCACCGCAGGGCGGAGAAGGAUUGGCAGGUUUGUAGAAGGAUAGAGUCACGUUGGAUGGAGAGAUGUCUGUCUAGAUGCCACUGUAAAAGAACACGGAGUUCCUCUCUUCCUACCACUUGGCAUGCUUUGGGUCUUGCUUGAAGGUGCUGGCUUGUCCUUCCUAACCACACGCAGCGGGGAAACUGGGGGUGUUUUUGUAAGCAUUCUUUUCUAAUGGAUAAUUAGCCUAUGAGGUCAUCAACCUGCGAUGAUAAACGAGAGUUCUUGGAACGUGAAAAGUAGUGGUUUCAGAGGUUGCCUGACCCUUGGGUGUUGGAGGCCCAGAACUUAACAUCGCUUGGACUCUGAGUUUGAAGUGAGAUGCUAAUGUGCCAAAUGUUCAGUCUUCUACUUCUGGGUUGUUAAUGUGAGUUGAUUUGUAGAUGGCAUCAAGAGAACCGCCAAUACACAUGUUCAGUGUUAGCUUAGCUUAGCUAACGCUGUUUUGGGAGCCUUGGAUCAGCCAGUAGAAACUGCUCCAUAAACUACUCUGUUUCACACAAAUUAAACCCUAGUCUAUUGUUUUAAUGGUCACCCAUAUCAGGCUCCACAGUGUGUGAGAUGCAGAUGCAGCCUCUGUGGGGCUUCCUUCUCUCUGUCAGACCACAUGAUGGACACAAAGGCCUUGCAUCUUGGGCCACGCGCCAUGCCUUUGCUCGCUAAGGGGUCGUCUGCUGCCUUUGGCACAAGGAUGCUGGGUCACCUGGGAAUAAGGGGCCUGUGAUUAAAGCCAGUGGUGCAGAUGGUUAAGCAGAACAUGAAGAAAAGCAGAUGCCAGGUUUAGGGUUAGGCUGGUGAUUCUUCUGCCUCUGCUCUGUUCUGAAAUUCUUAUUUCUUUCUUCACACUAAAACGUAAAGAUUUAUAUUUACUUUUCACUUUCGAAUAAUGGCUUUAUUUUUCAAUAAAAGAUAAGCCUGGUAAUCUUGACCAAAA
Brienomyrus brachyistius is the source of this 3956-nucleotide messenger RNA. It is a transcript of the gene cdc42ep4b, whose product is annotated as CDC42 effector protein (Rho GTPase binding) 4b. The record is from RefSeq and is a predicted model, not a curated record. NCBI's taxonomy places the organism in Eukaryota, Metazoa, Chordata, Actinopteri, Osteoglossiformes, Mormyridae. The coding region runs from base 680 to 1693 and encodes 337 amino acids. The transcript has 2 exons.